AUGGAAGGUUCAAGCAAUCCUCGCCCCUCAAGCGAGGAUGCAGUUCCAAUGAGCCACCGCAUUGACAAUUGGGAUACUGUGAACCAACAGGAGCCAUCGCCUCUCUUCAGCGUGCUCCCUGCCGAGCUUCGCAGCCUCAUCUUCGAGUUCGCACUCGCCGAGUUCACUGCACCAGCGCUAGACCGCCCCAUCCAACAUGAAUUCUCUGCCCGUGAUGAUCAUGAGAAGCUUGACGACGAGCCCAACCUGGAAAAUGGCCCAGCUAGCGAGGCAAGUGACCCACACGGACAGGAAAGCAGCGCUCAACCGCCUGACCCGGACGAUGGGCCAGCACCGGCAGUCCAGCCACCCCUGGCCUCGUUUCUCCUCUCUGCCCGUGAGCUGAAGAACAGCUGGGACUGGUUCCGCCCCGGCUACACGGGGCACCGCAAGAUGAAGACGGCCCUACUCGGGACUUGUCGACGCGUCUACCUUGAAGCCUGUGGGCUUAGGUCUGAAGGUAGCAAGAUCUUCUACAAUACGAGAGGGCCGUGUUGGUGUCCACAGUCCCCCGCGAAAUAUGUCUCUGGCCUUCCCCGUGGAGCUGCUCAGCACAUCCGCAACCUGCAGAUGUUCUCGCAGGUGCGGUACCUCGAGUGGGAUCUGAUGGAUCUCGUGACUGGUGUGUUCACUGCCGGCCCACAUCUUCAGCGUCACAUGCCUCAAGCGCGGCUUCAUCCAGCGCAUUUUGUCACUAGCCAUUCGUAUAUGGCCUUCCCACGUGUCUCUCGCGCUGCGUCCUACCAAGGUAGACUUCCUGCUUCGCUGCCUCAACAUGGGUACCGGCCGGGCUCCGCAGGGCCAGCGAUUUGGGAGAGCCUAGGGCAAUCAUCGCCAACACGGCUUUCAGAAGCUGGUCUUAUCAGCCCCUGGCGUCUAACAGAGCAUCUAACAAGCCUACGGAUUUACCUGCGUCGCACAGAUUGGUGGAACUGGGAGGGAAAUGCGCCGCUGCUGAUCAACCCCUUCAGCCCACAAACGAGCCGUGCGAGCCCACCAGUGGCCAACAUGUUGAGCAGCAUGCGCACCUCAGCCGAGGCCGACAAGCGCAUCGAGCCGUCCUUGCUCUGCGUGACACCGAGCUCGAUCCCGCGCUGGGACUGCUGGGCCCUGCUCUUCCUGCGAAUGCCUAACCUCAAACAGCUGACCAUCGACUUCGAGACGUCAGAGGAUAAGAAGUCUGAGAUGGAAGCAAUCGUGGAAUGGGCCCGCCUUCGCUGGCGGUUUCCCGUGCUGCGGCGGUUAUCUGGCACUGAGCGGGACCCGUACACGUUCAGACACAUGCAGAGGAGUCGCAACGCCACCCCGGUCGACCUCUCGCCCUGGUCGGACGACCUGGAUGUACUGUCUGCAGCGGACCAGCCGGUACAAAAGACCAGCUGGCGCGGUCUGCCACAACACUUCUCAGCAGCGUGUCACGCCUGUACGGCCGGCUGGGGCGAGGAAGAAGGUGCGCCCGACUGCGAGGAGUGCACGAAGAGGGGGAAGCUGCUCAAGCUCAACAAGGGCCCGCAGCUGCUUGUGUGGACUGUCCACUGGGAGCGGAAGGUGCCCCCUGGACAUGCGCAGCCGGAGGGGAGCGCCGGAGGGGAGGGUAGCCAGGAGCGAGGUGGACAGCCACAGCCAGGAUCGGCGUCUGCCGAACGGCAGGAUGGCCCGGGCCCUAGAAGCGCCGAGUAUCGGGCCCGCCGGCGGAGGGAGUUGGACGAACUCAUGGAGAUGCAGGUGAUGUUCUGA
Molecule: messenger RNA, 1776 nt
Organism: Diaporthe batatas
Lineage: Eukaryota; Fungi; Ascomycota; Sordariomycetes; Diaporthales; Diaporthaceae
Exons: 1
Coding region: 1-1776 (591 amino acids)
Source: RefSeq, a predicted model, not a curated record